GUUGUUGUUGCAGUUGUAGUUAUCAGAUGUUUUGAUAUGAUAUCAGAUCAGUUUCUGCCACAGAUUUUGGUCGACUGAAAUGUAAUGCGAAGUUUGCAAAAAUGCAGCUAUAAACAAUUACAUAUGAACAUUGCAAUAUGAACGCGGAUGCGGAUGUGGCUUUCACGAGCUUUUACAGCACCGUGGGAAGCCAGUUGCAGCAUGCCGACCUGUCGCUGUCCACGCCUAUACACUCGCUGGAGCCUGAUAACUUCAGUGGAUUCUUUGACGACGAGCCCGCACUGCUAGGCAUUCCAUUACCCAUAGCAACUGGAGCAGCUGCAGCGAGCACCCAUAAGAGCACCUCCGCUGGCAUCGCCGAUUCGCCCUGCAUUCCAUUCGUACAAAUCCAUACGACCGACUUGCAGCAGCAGCCACAGCCGAGUCGCAGCUAUCGCAAUGGCUUUCGCCGCAAGACAGCGGAGAUUAAGUCUGAGGCCGAGCUGAUCAAAUCGGAGCUGGCCGAGGCGGCGGCCAAGGAGCGCACCAACGCCACGCCCACACCGCCAACGACCAAGGCAAUAGCCAGCGAUGGCUGCCAGUCGGAUUUGCCGUUGAACAAAUGUCCCAGUUGUCCGUUCCUGAGCCUCUGUCCGCUAAAGACGCAAACGCACAUCAGCAGCUGCUUCGGCAUAGAUGCACAGCAUCGUCUGCUCUGCCCAGGCUGUGCGAAUGUCUUCUAUAGCAUUGAUGUGCUCAACCUGCAUCUUAGUGCUGACCAUCAGCUGGAGCCGGAGGAGAUUGCCGCCCUUGCCAAGGCGAAUGACUCGUCAGCCAAAAAACUCCCACAGCCAAUGCCCAAGAGUCGCAUCUACAUCAAGAAUGUGAAUUGCCUGCGUGAGCCACAGCUGCCCGACUUUCUGCCCACAGAUGACAAUAUACUGGAUCUACUAGACGAUGUGGAGGAAGCUAGCAACUGCUCCAAUCCACAACAUCAGCAGCAGCAGCCGCCGCAUCAGAGUCAGGUGCUGCAGGAGCCGGCCAGUUCAGCUGUACAAAAGAUAUCUAUCAAGAGCGUCGAUGUUCUCAGAGAGCCAGCGCUGUUGCCCUUUGAUUUUCCCAUGCCCAGCAAUGGAGUCCAGCAGCAGCAGCAGCAGCAGCAGCAAGAACUGGAGCAGCUUCCUUCUCUGAUGAUCAACAGCAAUCUGCUGGAGAAGCCGCGCCAGCCGAAGAUCUACAUAAGGAAUGUGGACAUAUUGAAGGAGCCCAUGCUGCUGCCAGGCAUGGGCUUCGGCAAUGCGACCGCCUCGACGGUCGCCAGUCCUGCGGAGGUCUUCAACGCGGAGACAUUGCUGACACCAACGGGCGGACCGCUGCCUGGCUUUGAGCCGCUGACCAGCAUGUGCCCUGAUGCCUUCAGCUUUGACUCUGUACUGAGCAGUGGGGGCGGUGCGGGCCACAGUGCCAGCAGCGGCAGCAGCCACAAUUUUAGCGCUCUGGAUCUGGACUUCAGCGUGGACUUUGAGCAGAGCGUGCAAUUGGCCACGGAGCCCGAUCACUCACUGACCAGCGAGCAGCAGCAGCAGCAACAGCUAACGGAACUGGCGCCUCAGCAAGAGUUUAACCAUGAGCUGGAUAACUAUUUGCCCCCAGCAGUGCCAGCAACAGUUGCAGCAACAACCACGGCAGCAACAGCAACAGCAACCACGUCGAAGCAAAAGAUCUUUAUCAAGAACGUGGACAUACUGAAGGCGCCUCAGCGUGGCACACUUCAUCUGCGCACCGUGGACGAGCUGAAUCUGAUGAAUCGCAACGAGGUGGAGCAUUUGAUUGUGCCGAACCGUGAGCCGCUGCCCCUGGAGCUGCCUCUGAAUGCACCGGCUGUGGCCUUGGAGCCCUCACUGGUCGACUUGCCGCCGCCGCCUCCUGCACCGCUGAGCUAUGACGAUGGCUACGACUUGGCCGAGGACCUGGAGUGCUGGCCCUGGAUGGAUGACGAAGUGGAAGAAGCGGAGCCGCAACCCGCGCAGCUGCAACUGGAGCCGCCGCACAACGACCUUCUGGUCAAGGACUUUCCGCAGCUCUAUGCACAGCCAGCCGCCACUUCGGGGCCUGUGCCGCCGCCCCUGGUGCCAGUCACCGGCUCGAUUGACGGCGCCGCAAGUGCUGCAGACAGUCUGAGUGGCCUGCCCGUGCCGCCGCUAGUGCCUCUGCCCAGCGAGAAGCCCGCUCGCAUCUACGUGGCCAACAAUCUGCUGCCCACUGCUGCCGCCGCUGCUGCCGCCGUGGAGCAGCCUCCUGUUGGCGGAACCUCCGUGCGCGGUCGGCCCUAUGGUGCCAAACAGGGGGCGGGUCAGUCGAAGCGACGAUUGGGCCAAGGCGCAGCGGCUCAGCAGCAGGAGCCCAGUGGCAAGAAGUGCACCGUCGAGGGCUGCAUGUUCCGCUUCAAGUCGCCGGCGACGCUCGAGUACCAUGGACGGUGCCACAAUGGAGCGCUGGGCUCGGCACAGCCGAUGAUCUGCCCGGAGUGCAAGUCGACGCAGUUCAGCAACUGGAACUGCUUGCACACGCAUCUGUGGCGGACGCACGCCAUCGACAUGGAGCUCUACUGCUGCCAGCUGUGCACCUUCAAGACGCCCAUCUACUCGCGGCUGGUGAACACCCACGCGAAGAUCCACUCCGAGGAGCGCAACUACAAGUGCGAGCAGUGCGGCAAGGGCUUCAAGAACACCAAGCAGCUGAAGAACCAUCGGCGGCUUCAUCGCACCCAGGGCCUGGGCAUGGGCAAGCCAGCCAGCGAGGAGCAACAGCAGAAGCAGUCGCAGCUGCAGCCAAUACUGCCCGUGCUGCAUCGCUGCGAGGAUUGCGGAGCUGCUUUCAAGCACCGGAAGACGCUGCGCGAGCAUCUGUGCAAGCAGCGCAACGAGCAGCCGCAGUGCCCCACCUGUCAGCGCGUGUUCAGCUCGAAGAGCAGCUUGAAGCUGCACAUGCGCAGCCACCAGGCGGACAAGCGGUUCAAGUGCGACAAGUGCGACUACGAGGCGAACGACCACAAUGCGUUUCGCCGUCACAUGGGCACGCACCGGGAGCCGAAGCGCUAUGCCUGUCCGCACUGCGACUUCCGUGCCAUCCAGAGCACUGCCUAUCGGAUACACCUGCAAAAGGUACACCCCGAGCUGGAGCUGUCCGCUAUUAUACACAAGUGCAAUGCGUGCAAGUUCUCGAGCAUCAACCACGGCCUGCUGCUGGUCCACCAGGCCAAACAUCAUCCCGUCGAGCCAUCCACUGCGUCGACCAAUUCCAAGAUCAAAGUGAAAAGCAGCCUCCAGCUCGCACAUUCCGCAGAUGCUCAAAGUCCAUCGAUCUAGAUGUCCUAUCAGCAACCAUAUAUCAAAAUGUGUACACCAAGUGCAGGCGCGUAGCUAGUAGAACUUUUAUACCAAAUUAUAUAUACAUACAUACAUAUGUAUCUGUAUGCUAUGUGCAUGCAUGCAUGUGUGUGCACGUAGCAUGCGAUGAACCAAUGUUAGUUAUGUCCAGAAACUGUUGUUAAGUCUGUUCAAGUGAGACGGUCCUCGUUUGUGAUCUGUGCGUGUUUUACAUUUACAACCGUUUUUAUAUAGUUCUAAACAGAUUCAAUUCUAUGUUUUAUACAUAUACAUAUAUACAUAUAUUGU
Drosophila navojoa is the source of this 3656-nucleotide messenger RNA. RefSeq lists its product as uncharacterized. Gene Ontology annotation, cellular component: nucleus. The record is from RefSeq and is a predicted model, not a curated record. Gene Ontology annotation, biological process: regulation of gene expression. NCBI's taxonomy places the organism in Eukaryota, Metazoa, Arthropoda, Insecta, Diptera, Drosophilidae.